AUGGAGAACCCUGAAGCGCACGAGCCUAAGAGGCUCAAAGCUUGCGAUGCAUGCAAGUCACGGAAAGUGGACCUGGUACAUGCACACGCUGCUCGGAGCGGAAAAUCUCCUGCCAUUACAGCCACAAACGGCACCCUCGGAGACGCAAUGCCUUCAGUUAAUGUCCAACUGUUGCCUGACCAUGCGCCGCCAACCCCCAGUGCGAAGGAGCCCAACCGCGCGCCUACACCGUCACCUCCUCUUCCGUCAUUGCUUUACAUUGACCGACUGUUGGCGUCUCCACACGGAGUAGAGAGCGUUAAUGAAGACAAGCAAUUCGGCUUCAGGGGGACUGGUCUCUUUGGGGGCAAUUACAAUUUGAGCUUCUUCUCUGACUCCAGACUGGCUUCCUUGUCGGCAAGAUUGGGCAAUACCAAGGUGAAAGACUUGGUGAAGCGGAUAUCGUCGAUCAUUAAUGGUCGCGUUAAGCCUGCCGAUACCGUUCUGACGGGUCCCCUGUCCAGGAGGAAAGGAAAUUUCCUAGCCUUUGAAGAUAGAGAACAAGCUGCUAAGUGGAUUAACCGUAAUGUCCCCGCUCCCCAUAUUUACGAAAUCAGUUCUCAAAUGCUAACAAGCUGUGAAGUUUACUAUGAGAAGGUUCAUUCUGUGUUCCCGUUUCUGAACCGACAAAGUUUCGAGGCGGCCGCCAGCAGCCGGGAACUGCCGACACUUCUGAAGCGGGACAAGGCUUGGUCCGCAUUAUAUCAUACGGUGCUCGCUCUCGGCUGUCAACAUGACGGCGGCGGUAGUUACGAACCCGGGACCGGGAGGGCGUGGAGCCUAUUUUCCACCUCGCUGGCGCUGUUCCCUGACCUGGUCACACUGCCGAACUCGCUCAACCUGCUCCAAGCCACGGCUGCCAUGGCCAUCUACGCCUCCAGUAUAUCGUGUAUCUCUAUUGAGCACGCGAUUGUUUCCGAAGGGGCGCGGAGAGCCCAGAGUCUGGGAUAUACCACCCUGAGUGGAGAAGCUCAAGAGGGCUACCAGAGAACAUUCUGGUGCUUGUACACGAUGGAAAAAGUCGCGAGCUUCUACUUUGGACGCACAUCGGUCUUUGUCGACCACGACAUCGCUUGUCCUUUCCCACUCAUUUCAGAGACCCGUCUUGGAGACGUCGACUGGUCCCUGUCCUUUGUGCGGCACGCUCGCCUGCUGUCCAAAGCCCUCAGUUCGGUCUUCUCGGUCGGUGUGAGAGGCAGCUCGGGGUUAUAUUAUAAUGCCACUCUGGAAAAGCUGCUGGACGAGUUGGAGCAAUGGCGCCUCUCGAUCCCGCUCGAAGCCCGGCCCGGCGGGACGUUUCGGAAGGAAGUCUUGCAUCAGCCGCUACUACAACAGGUCAUUCUGUGGACGCACUUUCUCUAUCACAGCAGCCGGCUAGUCUUCCUGAGAGCCUUCCUUCAGCUGACGUUGAGCUUCCCGGACAUCAUCAGCCCCGGCCGGCAGUCCCAGCUGAAAACGGACAUCAUGGUGACAUCGUGGGCAAUCCUCGAGUUGACUACUUUUAUCGAAGUCGAGCCACAGACACCACUCUGGGUCAUCGCCGGCGUCCCGGUGAUCGCAUUGUUCGUGCUGUUCGAUCUAGUAGUCCACAGCCCGCGGCACCCCGAGACGGACAACAACCUCGCACUUCUCGAUAUGGCCGGCGGCCACUUCAGCAGAUUGCAAUACGCGAGCGGGGGCACCCUGCCAGGCUCGCUGUUGACCGAGUUCGCGUACAUUGCUCGCGAGUACGUCAACAACGUGCGUCUCAGAGGAAACGAGCAGGUAGCCAAUGACGGUACUAGCCUCAGCGACGGUGCAGUGUGGACGGCAAAGGGCGUAGGAGGCCAGAUCGGUUCGUCAGUUCCGCCGGCCGACCAUGGUCCAGAAGAAGGACCUAGUGACCCGGGCCCCAUGCAGAUGGGAGCGAUGCCGCUUUCUGCUGCUGACGAUCUUUACGAUCUUGACGCCGAUGUGUUUGCCGGAACCGAUGUCAUGAACCUCUUCAACUACUUCAUCCCCGGCAUCGACCCUGUCUUUUGGCCGGGGACUGUGUCGGCGGAGAUGUACUAUCCCACCCAAGACCCGUCACCAACUGAUUCAUCGGCCGCUCCGCAGACUUGA
This is a messenger RNA of Thyridium curvatum, 2142 nucleotides long. RefSeq lists its product as uncharacterized. Bases 1 to 2142 code for a protein of 713 amino acids. The record is from RefSeq and is a predicted model, not a curated record. Gene Ontology annotation, biological process: DNA-templated transcription. The transcript is spliced from 8 exons. Lineage: Eukaryota; Fungi; Ascomycota; Sordariomycetes; Thyridiales; Thyridiaceae. Gene Ontology annotation, molecular function: zinc ion binding; DNA binding.